Molecule: messenger RNA, 1979 nt
Organism: Loxodonta africana (African savanna elephant)
Lineage: Eukaryota; Metazoa; Chordata; Mammalia; Proboscidea; Elephantidae
Gene: SCG2
Product: secretogranin II
Exons: 1
Coding region: 1-1860 (619 amino acids)
Biological process (GO): angiogenesis; eosinophil chemotaxis
Cellular component (GO): secretory granule
Molecular function (GO): cytokine activity; chemoattractant activity
Source: RefSeq, a predicted model, not a curated record
AUGGCAGAAGCUAAGACCCACCAGCUUGGAGCAGCCCUGUCUCUCAUCCCUUUGAUUUUCCUCAUCUCCUGUGCCAAAGCAGCUUCAUUUCAGCGUAACCAGCUGCUUCAGAAGGAACCAGACCUCAGAUUGGAAAAUGCCCAAAGGUUCCCUAGUCCUGAAAUGAUCAGGGCUUUGGAGUACAUCGAAAAGCUCCGGCAACAAGCUCACAAAGAGGAAAGUAGCCCAGAUUAUAAUCCCUACCAAGGUGUCUCUGUUCCCUUUCAGCAAAAAGAUAACGGUGAUGAAAGUCACUUGCCAGAAAGUUCAAGGGAUUCCCUGAGUAAAGAUGAGUGGAUGAGGAUAAUUCUCGAAGCACUGAGACAGGCUGAAAGUGAGCCUCAGUCUGCACCAAAAGAAAACAAGCCCUAUUCAUUGAAUUCAGAAAAGAACUUUCCAAUGGACAUGACUGAUGAUUAUGAGGCUCUACAGUGGCCAGAGAGAAAGCUGAAACACAUGCGCUUCCCCCCUAUGUAUGAAGAGAAUUCUAGGGACAAUCCCUUUAAACGCACGAAUGAAAUAGUGGAGGAACAAUAUACUCCUCAAAGUCUUGCUACCCUGGAAUCUGUCUUUCAAGAACUGGGGAAACUGACAGGCCCGAACAACCAGAAGCGUGAAAGGGUUGAUGAGGAGCAAAAGCUUUAUACAGAUGAUGAAGAUGAUAUCUACAAGGCCAAUAACAUUGCCUACGAGGAUGUGGUAGGAGGAGAAGACUGGAACCCAGUGGAGGAGAAAAUAGAGAGUCAAACCCAGGAAGAAGUGAGAGACAGCAAAGAGAACGUAGAAAAAAAUGAACAAAUCCAUGAUGACAUGAAGCGUUCGGGGCAGCCGGGCCUCCAGGAUGAAGAUCUCCGGAAAGAGAGUAAAGGCCAACUUUCAGAUGAUGUCUCCAAAAUAAUUGACUACUUGAAAAAGUUAGUGAAUGCUGCCGGAAGUGGGAGGUCACCGAACGGGCAAACUGGAGAAAGGGCAGUCAGGCUUUUGGAGAAACCUCUCGAUUCCCAGUCUAUCUAUUGGCUGAUUGAAAUUUCCAGGAAUUUACAGAUACCCCCUGAAGACUUAGUUGAGAUGCUCAAAACCGGGGAGAAGCCAAGUGAAUCAGUGGAACCCGAGCAGGAGUUCGAACUUCCAGCUGGCCUAGAUGACGUCUCUGAGGCUGACUUAGACCGCCCAGACCUGUCCCAAAAUAAGAUGCUCUCCAAGAGUGCUUACCCCAGAACACCUGGCCAUGCUGUGACAGAAGCCCUUCCAGAGGGACUCACCGUGGAGGACAUUUUAAGUCUUCUAGGCACGGAAAGUAUAGCAAAUCUGAAACCUCCAUAUUUUCCCAAUCAAUAUACCCGAGAGAAGGUUCUGCCAAGGCUUCCUUUUAGUCCUGAAAGGGCUAAAGCAAAUCAGCUUCCCAAAGCUGACUGGCUGCCAGAUGUUGACGACAGACAAAUGGCAUAUGAAAACCUGAAUGACAAGGAUCAAGAAUUAGGAGAGUACUUGGCCAGGAUGCUAGUUAAGUACCCUGAAAUCAUUAACUCAAACCAGAUGAAGCGAGUCCCAAGUCAAGGCUCAUCGGAAGAUGACCUCCAGGAAGAGGAGCAAAUUGAGCAGGCUAUCAAAGAGCAUUUGAAUCAAGGAGGCUCUCAGGAGACUGACAAAGUGGCCUCGGUAAGCAAAAGGCUCCCUGUGGGGGUCCCGAAGAAUGACGACACCCCAAACAGGCAGUACUUGGAUGAAGAUCUGUUAAUGAAAGUGCUGGAAUAUCUCAACCAAGAAAAAGCAGAAAAGGGAAAGGAGCACAUUGCUAAGAGAGCAAUGGAAAAUAUGUAAGCAGCUGUUAUUAAUUGCCCGACUUUCACUCCUCCCAUUCCAAGCAAACCCCAACAUCUCUCUUUAGUGUGUUGACUUCUAUCCUGUUUACAUCGUAAUAUCUUUAAAUGAUGUACAGG